Messenger RNA from Onthophagus taurus, 987 nucleotides. RefSeq names its product ribosomal protein L23A. The record is from RefSeq and is a predicted model, not a curated record. Gene Ontology annotation, cellular component: ribosome. Gene Ontology annotation, biological process: translation. Gene Ontology annotation, molecular function: rRNA binding; structural constituent of ribosome. Lineage: Eukaryota; Metazoa; Arthropoda; Insecta; Coleoptera; Scarabaeidae.
UGCGCAUGCGCGAAAUUAAUAUCCGUUUGGGAGUUGAUUUGACAACUUCCUUUUAGUGUGGCUCUUUUGCAAGAUGGCACCGCCAAAGCCAAAGUCAGCGGAUAAACCCGCGGCGAAAAAAGAAGAAAAGAAGAAGACGGCCCCAGCCUCUGCGGCUGGUGGUUCUAGUAAAGCGGCUCCUGCUCCAAAAGCAGCAGCUGCAAAACCUGCAUCAGCACCAGCUGCUGCAGCUCCAAAACCAGCAGCGGCUGCUCCUAAACAAGCUGAAAAGAAAGCAGCCAAACCGGCAGAGAAAAAACCAGCGACUGCUGCAAAACCAGCAGCGAAAAAUGUAGCAAAAUCAACAACUGCUAAGCCGAAGGUUGCCGCAGGGAAACCUUCAGCGAAAAGCGUUAAAAAGCCAGCAUCGAAAGUUACUGCAAAACCGAAGGCUCCUGUUAAAUCUGUUUUAUCUAAACCUAAAGUUCAUGUUCCACCGAAACAGCAAAAACAAAAGGUUUCUAAGCCUGUUGAAAAAGCUAAAAAAGUUCAAAUUAAAGUUAUUAAAGGUCCACAUGGAACCCACAUCCGUAAAGUUAGGACAUCGGUCCAUUUUAGAAGGCCAAAAACCCUUAGGCCUCCAAGAAAUCCAAAAUAUCCAAGGAAAGCUAUCCCCAACAGAAACCGCAUGGAUGCUUACAACAUCAUCAAAUAUCCGUUAACUACGGAAGCGGCGAUGAAGAAAAUUGAAGAUAAUAAUACUUUGGUUUUCUUGGUACACACCAGCGCCAAUAAGCACCAUAUUAGGGCUGCUGUUAAGAAGCUCUAUGACAUAAAUGUGGCUAAAGUGAACACGUUGAUCAGACCAGACGGUAAAAAGAAGGCGUAUGUUCGAUUGGCUAGAGACUAUGAUGCACUUGACGUUGCCAAUAAAAUUGGUAUUAUAUAAAUUUGCUUUCGAAUUUUUGUUGUGUACGUUAAUUGUAUUAAUAAAAAUUUGAAAGAUUA